UAGGUUCCAAACAGAGCACGCCAGCAAGGGAGGGAGGAAAGAAAGGAGUUCGCAAUAGCCGCCCAAAACCUAGACACUGCGCAACUUGAAACCAUUGAAGUACAAGCUCCCUUUUUCUUCCUCUCCGCUGUAUGUAGACGACUGCGUUGCGUGUAAUAGAUCAUGGGACAAGUCCAAAGCGACGGCGCUGCUACCGACGAUCGUCUUCAACAAUCAGGGGCCCAUUCUUCAUCCUCAUCUUCACCACCACCACCACAACAGGCUUCCAUGGAAUCAUUAAUUGCUGAGGCUGCAGCAUUUGGCGACACUGAGAAUGGGUCUCUUGAUGAGAAGGCUCAAAAGGCGCUAGAAUGCCCUUGCAUAGCUGAUUUACGGAAAGGCCCAUGUGGUACCCAGUUUUCAGGGGCUUUCCUCUGUUUCUUGAAGAGCACUGCCGAAGAAAAGGGCUCGGAUUGCGUGCAUCCAUUUGUUGCUUUGCAGAGUUGUAUCAAGGCUAAUCCCAAUGCAUUUGCAAAGGACGUUUUAGAAGACGAUGACGAUGAAGUCAAGGAAGAAGAGCCAGCCCAAGAGUACAAAAUAAUCCCGCCGGAAUGGUCUACGAAAUCCCAAAGUCCAAGGCAGAGGCUUUAGGAAGUUUUACUUUGUUUUCUUCCAGUUCAGGGAAACCCCUUUCAUGAGGUUCUCGGUUCCAUUGCAGUGGUGUUAUCUUCAUUCUGUCGUCGAGAGGAUUUUGCACUCCGUUUUACCAAUAAGAUACGAAGACUUUCCUUACAUACCGGUAAAGAAUAUAUGCUAGAGUAUGAAUUGUAUAAUUGUUCUAUGCACAUCCUGUUAGGGAAUGUAUCGGGAGAUGAAUUGGUUUUGGGAAGAAAACACCCUUAUCGGGAGAUAGAUUCGUCGGAAAA
Molecule: messenger RNA, 905 nt
Organism: Rhododendron vialii
Lineage: Eukaryota; Viridiplantae; Streptophyta; Magnoliopsida; Ericales; Ericaceae
Product: mitochondrial intermembrane space import and assembly protein 40 homolog
Exons: 4
Coding region: 163-630 (155 amino acids)
Biological process (GO): protein import into mitochondrial intermembrane space
Cellular component (GO): mitochondrial intermembrane space
Molecular function (GO): protein-disulfide reductase activity
Source: RefSeq, a predicted model, not a curated record